Molecule: messenger RNA, 1314 nt
Organism: Limulus polyphemus (Atlantic horseshoe crab)
Lineage: Eukaryota; Metazoa; Arthropoda; Merostomata; Xiphosura; Limulidae
Exons: 6
Source: RefSeq, a predicted model, not a curated record
AUGAUGAAACUGAUGAGUGACGUCACUAAGUAUCUGGCUGGUAUGUGCCAAUACCUCGUUGUGAGUGAAGAUCCUGCUACAACUGCGACACCUGUUAUCGCUAUUCGGAGUGAAAAGCUCGAGUUCGAAUUUUUAUCUGGCCAAAGAGUAACCAUCGCGUCCCUGGACAGUGGUCAGAAUAAUCAGGCCAUCUUGGGCUCUGAGAUUAUUGACACCUACAGAGCCUGGCAAUGUUCUAAUCGUCAGUUAUGCUACAGUGCAUGUGUGGGGUCCGCAGAAGUGAAGUCAGAUGUAGCAACGUCAGCUGUUGGGGAAGUUUUACGCGGACCUCUUGUUUUGUUUCAGUUUUUUAAUCCUAUUACUGGCCACCAGAUGGCAACUGAACCACUUUUGGUCCCCAUUGUUCUCAACAUUUCUGUGGAAAAUUUCGAAAUUGGCGAAGAUGAAAUGCUUGUGUGUGGAGCGCUUGAUCCGAGCACAUUGGCGUGGGACACAGAUGAGUGUGAAAAACGAGGACAGAAUCUAAUAAGUGGAUACCUCACCUGUGCCUGCCACACCUUCGGUUAUUAUGGCAAACUACAACAAGGCUGCCCACGACGACCACUGAGCCAACCACAACAAUGUUACCUACAACGACUGGUGAGCCAACUACUACAAGGUCACCCACAACGACCGCUGAGCCAACUACUACAAGGUCACCCACAACAACUGCUGAGCCAACCACAACAAGGUCACCCACAACAACUGCUGAGCCAACUACAACAGCUGAACCUACCACUACAGAGAGACCCACAACAACUGCUGAGCCAACUACAACAGCUGUACCUACCACUACAGAGAGGCCCACAACAACUGCUGAACCAACUACAACAGCAUGAACCUACCACUACAGAGAGACUCACAACAACUGCUGAGCCAACUACAACAGCUGAACCUACCACUACAGAGAGACCCACAACAACUGCUGAGCCAACUACAACAGCUGAACCUACCACUACAGAGAGACCCACAACAACUGCUGAGCCAACUACAACAGCUGAACCUACCACUACAGAGAGACCCACAACAACUGCUGAGCCAACUACAUAUUCUUUAACAACCACGACCAUACAACCACCAGAAGCUCCCCAGCCAAUCACAGCACGAUUUGCUGACAGUCUUGACAAAGUUCUUAUAACGCUUUCUGACAGUCUUCGUCCUGAGGGAUUGGUCAACUGUAGUGACGUGUUCAACCAAUCAAGUCUGGAGUUGCUGGGAGAAGAUCCCACAUGUAUCAGUAUUGCAAACACGCUGACAAUUCACCUUGGAAGAGAA